Messenger RNA from Erigeron canadensis, 2862 nucleotides. Its product is annotated as pentatricopeptide repeat-containing protein At1g20230. Gene Ontology annotation, biological process: RNA modification. The record is from RefSeq and is a predicted model, not a curated record. Gene Ontology annotation, molecular function: protein binding; RNA binding; zinc ion binding. Lineage: Eukaryota; Viridiplantae; Streptophyta; Magnoliopsida; Asterales; Asteraceae. The transcript is spliced from 2 exons. Bases 24 to 2288 code for a protein of 754 amino acids.
CAGCAAAAAUCAAACUACAAACAAUGUCAAGGCAAGCAGCAGCUGCUCUUCAUCUUCUUCAAACCACGAAUUCUCUUUCUCUCACGCGCCAAUCGCACGCCUAUUUCCUCCGAACCGGCUUUUUUUUCGACAACCAAUUCGCCACGAAACUCCUUUCUCUUUACGCCAAUAACCUCCGUUUCACCGAAGCCAGAAAUCUUUUAAAUACCAUCCAAUUUCCAGACGUUUUCUCAUUCUCCACUCUCAUUCACUCUUAUUCCAAACACAAAAAUCACAAUUGUGAAAACACUAAUCAUCAUGAAAUCAUUUUUUUGUUGUCGAAAAUGUUAUCUUUUGGGCUAUUACCCGAUACCCAUAUCAUUCCUUCAGUUAUAAAAUCGUGUACGGCGUUACGCGAUACAAAAAAUGGGAAAAUGAUUCAUGGGUAUUGCGUGAUUAAUGGGUUUUUUCAAGAUUCGUUUGUUUUGUCUUCUUUGUUGCAUUUUUAUGUUAAAUGUUGUCGGUUGUGGGAUGCGCGUAAGGUGUUUGAUGAAAUGUCUGAACCAGAUGUUGUGUCUUGUAGCGCUUUGGUUUCUGGGUAUGCGCGACAAGGGUGUGUGAAUGAAGCUAAGAUGGUGUUUGGUAAGAUGAGAGAGUUUGGGGUUGAGCCGAAUUUGGUUACGUGGAAUGGGUUGGUUGCAGGGUUUAAUCAGAGUGGAAAUUGUUUGGAGGCGGUGAUGGUUUUUCAAGAAAUGUGUUUGUGUGGUUUUAAGCCAGAUGGGAUGACGGUUUCUAGUAUAGUACCUUCUGUUGGAGAUUUGGGGGAUUUGUUACUUGGUGUUCAGAUACAUGGAUAUGUGUUUAAGGUGGCUCUUUUAUCGGAUAAAUGUGUUGUGAGUGCAUUAAUUGAUAUGUAUGGGAAAUGUUCAUCUACAGUGGAAAUGUCUCGGGUUUUUGAUGAAAUGUGUUUUAAAGAUGUCGGUGCUUGUAACGCUUUGAUUUCAGGGUUUGCUAGGAACGGUUUAACUGAGGACGCAUUGGCAAAGUUUAAGGAGUUACGGAAAAAAGAAUUGGAAUUGAAUGUUGUGUCUUGGACAUCUAUCAUAGCUUGCUGCUCACAACAUGGAAAAGAUAUGGAAGCACUGGAGCUAUUUAGGGAAAUGCAAGUUUCUGGGGUUAAACCAAAUGCUGUAACCAUCCCAUGCUUGCUUCCUGCUUGUGGAAACAUUGCUGCAUUAAUGCACGGGAAAUCAGCACAUGGUUUCUCUCUUAGGACUGGAAUAUUAAAUAACGUUUAUGUAGGAAGUGCUUUGAUAGACAUGUAUGCUAAUUGUGGAAGGAUAAAAUUUGCUCGGAUUUGUUUCGAUAGGAUGCCAGUUCGUAACAUAGUUUGUUGGAAUGCAAUUAUGGGAGGGUAUGCAAUGCAUGGAAAUGCCAAUGAAGUUAUAAAAAUAUUCCGUUUGAUGGAACAAAGUGAUCAAAAACCCGACUUUAUUACUUUCACUUCACUAUUAUCUGCUUGUAGUCAUAGUGGUUUCACGGAGCAAGGUGAACGUUUCUUUAACAAAAUGACAAAAGAGUAUGGAAUGAAACCGAGAGUCGAGCAUUAUGCAUGUUUGGUUACGCUUCUUAGCCGUGCAGGGAAGCUUAAAGAAGCGUAUUCCACCAUUGAACAAAUGCCAUUUGAGCCCGACGCCUGUGUUUGGGGAGCUUUACUUAGUUCGUGUAGAGUUCAUGGUAAUGUGAAUCUAGCAGAAGUGGCUGCAAAUAAACUAUUUGAAUUAGAACCUAAUAACCCUGGGAAUUAUGUUUUGUUAUCCAACAUUUAUGCAAAUAAAGGAUUAUGGAAAGAAGUAGAUAGAGUUAGGGACUUGAUGAAAUCCAUGGGUAUGAGGAAGAAUCCUGGAUGUAGUUGGAUUGAGAUUAAGAACAAGGUGCACAUGCUUUUAGCAGGUGAUAGAUCUCACCCACAAAUGGCGGAAAUAUCAGAAAAGAUGGAUAAUUUGGUUAUGGAAAUGAAGAAAGCAGGAUGCUUGCCAGUCACUUCAUUUGUAUUGCAAGAUGUUGAAGAUCAGGAAAAGGAACAUAUUUUGUGUGGGCAUAGUGAAAAAUUAGCAGUGGUACUCGGGAUUUUAAAUACUUCUCAAGGGUCUACUAUUCAAGUGAUUAAAAACCUCAGAAUCUGUGGGGAUUGUCAUGAUGUUAUAAAGUUUAUAUCUAAGUUUGAACAGAGAGAAAUAUUUGUAAGAGAUACGAAUCGUUUUCAUCACUUCAAAGAUGGGUCAUGUUCGUGUGGGGAUUAUUGGUGAAAAAAGUUUAUCGGAAGUAGUACUUGCACCGACCCCCAUGUUACUCAAAGAAACUUAUGUCUACAAUCAACAGUUACAGCCAUAAUUGGUAAAAAAAAAAAAACUAGCGAAUUCUUAUGCGUAUGCGUGUCCUUGUUUACACGAGGAUUUUAUGGUCUGGAGCAAGAUAACUUGAAUGACAUUAAUAACUGUUUCUGCCCGAAAGUGAAGUGGACAGCCAACUAAUGCUUAAGAUUUCUUUAUAAAUGAGAUCCUGAAGCCUGGAUGCUACAGAAGAAUGAAGAUUUGCUUGCAUACAAUGAGGAGUGGCCAACAGAUACUUCUAAGGGCGUAGACGUGAAAGGAUAACCCGUGGUAGGGGUCGUGGUUUCAGAUCAGAUGGGCUGAUCUUGACAACUGCUGUACCUUGAGGUGCAUAAAGAAAAGCUUUUGUCGCCAUAUGGGUUUGGUAACUUAAUAUUCAGCCUAUGACAUGAAUAUGUAUGAGUUUUUAGACAAAUUUUUAGUAGCUUUAAAUUGUCAAGUCAUGCCUGCCAUUUUUACAGUGAACUUGAGCUUUUAUCAUUUUAUUCGA